Molecule: messenger RNA, 1947 nt
Organism: Pyrus x bretschneideri (Chinese white pear)
Lineage: Eukaryota; Viridiplantae; Streptophyta; Magnoliopsida; Rosales; Rosaceae
Product: putative disease resistance protein At3g14460
Exons: 3
Coding region: 1-1947 (648 amino acids)
Biological process (GO): photosynthesis, light reaction; photosynthetic electron transport chain
Cellular component (GO): membrane; photosystem
Molecular function (GO): chlorophyll binding
Source: RefSeq, a predicted model, not a curated record
AUGGACAACGGGGAUGGAAUAGCUGUUGGGUGGUUAGGACAUCCUAUCUUUAGAGAUAAAGAGGGGCGCGAACUUUUUGUACGUCGUAUGCCUACUUUUUUUGAAACAUUUCCUGUUGUUUUUGUAGACGGAGACGGAAUUGUUAGAGCCGAUGUUCCUUUUAGAAGGGCGGAAUCUAAAUAUAGUGUCGAACAAGUAGGUGUAACUGUCGAGUUCUAUGGCGGCGAACUCAACGGAGUCAGUUAUAGCGAUCCCGCUACUGUGAAAAAAUAUCUGAUAGUGUUUUUCGUAGCAGUCCACGGGUGUUUAAGAGUUGUCAAACUCCGAGGGAAUGAUAUCAGCGAGUUGCCUGAUUCGAUUAGCAACUUGAAGCAUCUACGAUAUCUAGCUGAGCUGCCCACCUUUUUGAGAAAACUUAUCCACUUGCGCCAUCUUGAUUUCAGAGGUACAAAAAUAAAAAAGAUGCCCCCCCACAUGGGCAAGUUGAAAGAUCUCCAAACAUUUGGGGGUGAGUUUGUCUUGAGCAAAGAUGUCGGGGGAAACAUUGAUGAGUUAAAGGGGUUUCAGCAUUUGAGAGGAAAUCUUCAUAUUUCAGGGCUUCAAAAUAUCACACGUGCUGAGGAUGCUUUGGAGGCCAAACUAAGGGACAAGAAGCUCAGUGAAAUACGUUUGAAAUGGGAAGAUGACACUAUUGAUUCUGAAAACGAUAGUCAAGUGCUGGGCAACCUACAGCCCAAUACAAACCUAAAAGUACUGGCUAUAGAAGGAUACGGAGGUACAAAGUUUCCAGGUUGGUUAGGAGAUGAGUCUUUCUCUAAUCUUGUCACUCUCCGACUUGAGACUUGUGGAUAUUGUUUCUCCCUGCCAGCAUUGGGGCAGCUACCGUCCCUCAAAAGGCUUGAAAUUUAUCGAUUAAAUGGAGUGGAAUCAGUGGGGUUUCAGUUUUAUGGGGGAAUUAAACCUGCAUUUAAAUCUCUGGAGUUUCUGAGUUUCCGCAGUAUGCAGGAAUGGCAAGAGUGGUGUUUCCCUGGAGGUGAAGAAGAAGAAGGCGGACAUUUUCCUAAUCUUUGCGAGCUUCGUCUGCAUUGUUGUUCCAAACUAACGGGGAAAAUACCGUUAGACUACUUCCCAAGACUUGAGCGGCUAAGCUUGCAGGAAGUUAAUAUCGAAUCCCUUGCUUGUUCGCAUGAAUGCAAUAAAUUCAAUAUUGAACUCCCAUUCCUCCGUGAGUUGGAAAUAUCAGAUUGCCCGAAUCUGGUAUGUUUUGUGGGUGGUGGAGUGCUGCUUGCGCCCAACUUGAAGGAGAUAUCUAUGUGCCGUUUUAAAAACUUGUGGUCAGUGCCAGAAGAUAUGCAAAUCUCCCUCCCAUCUCUUCCGUCUCUGUCCAUAGAAGGGUGUAAAGAAUUUAAAUCAUUUCCGGAAGAAUCUAAAUUCCCAUCCCUCGAUGAUUUGAAGAUAAUGGAGUGCCCAGAAUUUGUGGGUUUCCCCCAUGGAGGAGGACUGGAAGCGCCCAAUUUGAAGACGAUGGAAAUCAAAGAAUGUAACAAAUUCAGGUCACUGCCAGAGGAGAUGCACGCCUCUCUCCUGUCUCUUCAGUCUCUGUCCAUAAUGUUUUGCAAAGAAUUUAGAUCAUUUCCGGAAGAAUCUAAAUUCUCAUCCCCCUUUGAUUUAAAGAUAAAGGAGUGCCCAAAAUUUGUGGGUUUCCACCAUGAAGGAGGACUGCAAGCGCUCAACUUGAAGACGAUGGAAAUCAAAGAAUGUAACAAAUUCAGGUCAUGUCCAGAUGAGAUGCACACCUCUCUCCCGUCUCUUCAGUCUCUAUCCAUAGAAGGGUGUAAAGAAUUUAAAUCAUUUCCGGAAGAAUCUAAAUUCCCAUCCCUCUAUUAUUUGAAGAUAAAGGAGUGCCCAGAAUUUGUGGGUUUCCCCCAUGGAGAUGGAAAUCUAUGA